Priapulus caudatus is the source of this 474-nucleotide messenger RNA. Its product is annotated as mitochondrial import inner membrane translocase subunit Tim23-like. Bases 115 to 474 code for a protein of 119 amino acids. The record is from RefSeq and is a predicted model, not a curated record. Lineage: Eukaryota; Metazoa; Priapulida; Priapulimorpha; Priapulimorphida; Priapulidae. The transcript has 5 exons.
ACAUCUUUGCUUGACACUAAUGGUUUGAGGUUGAUGUUGUUGAAUGAGGUGUUUGGUGAGGUCCGGUGAUUUGUUCUUUUUUCUAUUAUAAUUGCUUAGCUUCAUUUUUAAACGAUGGAUCGGUAUGGCACUGGAGGUUAUAGCUCUCCCUAUGGAGCAGGAAAUGUACCCCUAAAUCUUCCAGGCACUGGUUCAAUGACGCAGCUCUCCCCAUAUCUCAACAUCGAUCCAGGCUAUUUGUAUCAGAGUGAAGGCCCCGAAUUCAUUUUUCCGGAAGGUGCAAGUCACAAGCGGGGGAGGUUUGAGUUGGCCUUCUCACAGAUCGGUGGUUCAGUGAUGACAGGGGCAGUCCUUGGUGGUGUUAAUGGCCUCUACAUUGGAGCAAGAGAAACAGCAGUGGCAGGACAGACAGGAGCGAUCCGCAGAACACAGUAUGUUUUAUUUACCAUUAUGUCACAAAUUCUUUUACUCUAA